Ilex paraguariensis (yerba mate) is the source of this 1377-nucleotide messenger RNA. The record is from the annotation of a GenBank genome assembly. NCBI's taxonomy places the organism in Eukaryota, Viridiplantae, Streptophyta, Magnoliopsida, Aquifoliales, Aquifoliaceae.
AUGUUUGGAGGUGUUGUGACUGUUCCUAGCAACAGUCCACAUCUGCGGAAAUCUGGGAGCAGACCUGUCGUCUCUGAUCUUGAUACAAGUGACCUGGGAAGUAGUGUCGAAGAAAAUUUUUUGCAUUCAAUAGAGUCAAAUGAAAUGAAGGGUAUAAGCACGCCAUUGAGCAGUGCUGCGAUAAUGCCAUCUCCAAUUCUUCUUUGGAGAUUUAAGAUUGGAUGGGACUCCGUGAUGAGAAUGAGUGUGGACAAGCGAGAUCUAUUUCUAUAUGAGGCUUUUUUGUAUUAUAAUCCUCUUCUUCUUGUGACUUUGAUGGUUUGGCUUUGGGGUGUAAAUUUAUGGGUCUUUGCCCAGGGUAACAUCAAUUAUGCAAAAAUUUUUGACCUUGAUCAAAAUCAUCUUAUCUGCAGAGAAAUAUGGAAGUGUGCCACCUGGAUGACAAUCGUUGUUCCAACUAGCAUGACAGCCUAUCUUUAUCUUUAUUCUCACGGAGAAGUUUCAUUGGCUGCUUCCCAACCAGUGCUUUUAUAUGCUGCUGUUGCAAUGGUUCUGAUAUUCCCCUUUGAUAUUUUCUAUUUGUCAUCUCGCUUCUUUUUGUUGAGGACUCUUUGGCGGAUUGUAUUCCCAUUACAGGCAAUUACAUUUGCCGACUUUUUCUUGGCUGAUAUAUUAACCUCUAUGUCAAAGGUAUUUUCUGAUUUGGAGCGCUCGGUUUGUCGCAUGGUUCAUCGUCAGGUUGCCACUAUUGCAUGGUUUGAGGCUGAUUCUGUUUGUGGCAGUCAUGCUAUUGCCAUCCCUAUUGUUCUUGUUUUGCCUUAUAUCUUUCGUCUCUUUCAAUGUCUUCGGCAAUACAAGGAUACUGGGGAGAAAAAUACGCUGCUGAAUGCUUUAAAAUAUUCGACUGCAGUACCGGUGAUUUUUCUUUCAGCCCUUAAGUAUCAUGUCUUCCCUGAUAAGUGGACCAACAUGUAUCGUCCUCUAUGGCUUCUGUCAAGUGUUCUGAACUCUUUAUACUCAUUCUACUGGGACGUGACCCGGGAUUGGGACUUGAGCGGCUUCACCCGGAUUUUCAAGUUCAGCAAACCCCAUCUCUUCUCUCACAUGUUAUAUGGAAGGAAAUGGGUUUAUUUUUGGGUAAUAGGAAGCAAUCUGAUCCUGAGGUGCACAUGGACAUACAAGCUGUCGGCCCAUCUCCGCCAUAAUUACAUUACUCUCUUUACAAUUACUGCUUUGGAAAUAUUCCGCCGCUUCCAAUGGGUGUUCUUCCGUGUAGAGAAUGAGUGGAACAAAAUGAACUCCAAGCCGAACAUUCAGCUGGGUGACAUCUCAAAUGAUGAAGAAAAAUUACUCAACUCCAAUGAUCACAAUAUAUAG